GAAAGUGAGGGAAGGGGUGGUGGAGAAGAGAGAGAUGAUAAGAGUUGGAAUCGCGUCUCUAUGAGGCCCAUAUAUUCUAUUCAUCUCCUCUCUCUCAAUACCAUUUCGUAAGCUCGGCCGGAGAAAAAUAAUCAAAAUAAAGAUGGCGCAGAGAGCGGAGAAGGAAGAGACGGAGUUCAAGGUCCUCGAAACCCUGACGACGACGACGACAGCCCCGUCGCUCUGCUCCAACAACUGCGGCGUCACCGCGAGUCCAACAACCAACAACAUGUGUCAGAAAUGCUUCAACGCCUCCGUCGCCGGUGUAGAUUCCAAUCCGAUCUCGAAGAGAUCAGCCAGAUCCGUCACUCUCCGGUCAACGCCGGCCAGAGCCGUGAUCCGUCCCAGGGAGAUCGAGAUCGAUCCGGUCAAGAGAGAUCACCAGCAGACGAUUAACCGAUGCUCCGGCUGUCGGAAGAAGGUCGGUUUGACCGGGUUCAGGUGCCGAUGCGGCGACAUGUUCUGCUCCGAGCACCGGUACUCGGAUCGCCACGAUUGCAGCUACGACUACAAAACCGCCGGUCGCGAGGCGAUCGCCAGGGAGAAUCCGGUGGUCAAGGCGGCGAAGAUGGUGAAAUUGAGUUGAUGUUCAGAUCGGAGAAGGAAUCUUCUUCAGUCGUGGUGGUGGUGGUGGUUCAACGAAGCUCCGAUCAAGAUCGGAGAACGGAGGAGAGACAUCGGUGUUUAAAAAAACGAAGAUGAGAGAGAAUCAUCUCCUGCUUGAUUAAAUCUGAACCUCAAUUUAUUUUUAAUUUAUUUUUAUUUAGUGAAUGAUUAUUAUUGUUGUUGUUGUUGUCGUCUUUGCUUCGGAUGUGAUCUUUUCUCGAUCAUCAAGACAAAGUUGUCGAGAGUGGCAUGUGUAUGUAGAUUCGUUAGAAAAUGAAGGGUGGUUUGGUAACU
Molecule: messenger RNA, 939 nt
Organism: Raphanus sativus (radish)
Lineage: Eukaryota; Viridiplantae; Streptophyta; Magnoliopsida; Brassicales; Brassicaceae
Product: zinc finger A20 and AN1 domain-containing stress-associated protein 5-like
Exons: 1
Coding region: 143-625 (160 amino acids)
Biological process (GO): protein ubiquitination
Molecular function (GO): zinc ion binding; DNA binding; ubiquitin-protein transferase activity
Source: RefSeq, a predicted model, not a curated record